This is a messenger RNA of Heterocephalus glaber (naked mole-rat), 1388 nucleotides long. It is a transcript of the gene Btg4, whose product is annotated as BTG anti-proliferation factor 4. Gene Ontology annotation, cellular component: cytoplasm; nucleus. Lineage: Eukaryota; Metazoa; Chordata; Mammalia; Rodentia; Bathyergidae. The record is from RefSeq and is a predicted model, not a curated record.
AGCGUGACUCCUAGAAGAGAGCUAAGGACUCGUUGCGUCUGGAGCCAGCAGGCGGCCGUUUUCCUGGGUUACUCUCACUCUAACAACGUGCUCGCGGACAAACGCUGACGCAGCACAGCUCCCAGCUCAGCCUUCUCUCGGACUCCGCAGGGCGGAGACGAUGCUGUGCCUUGUUUUGAUGGCAGUGGAAUUAGUGAUUGUAAGCACUACAGCACAAUCAGCUAAUUACACUGCCUACAAACCGAGCACUGGCGCCCCCCGCUGCAGCUCCCGGACGUCUGCAAAGUCAAGGUGGUGUCCCCGAGCAGGCGGGCCCCCCAUCCGCCCCCAUUUCUCCCAGCGGACGCCCGACAGUGGCGGGGCGCGAGGCCCAGGCGAAGAUCUCCCGAGGACGCCUCCAGGCUCCUGGCCACCCUGCCGGGUCGCGCCCACCAUCCGCAACAAACGGCCGGGGGGCGGCGCUGCCGGAGGGUCCUGCAUCCCCCAAGGCCGCGCCGCGACCCCAGGACUCCUCAUAGAUUGUUCUUAAAUCAUGAGAGAUGAAAUUGCAGCAGCAGUUUUCUUUGUCACAAGAUUGGUGAAAAAACAUGAAAAAUUGAAUAAACAGCAAAUAGAUGACUUUGCAGAAAAGCUGAUGAAAAUCUUGUUUGAAACAUAUAGAGGUCACUGGCACCCCAGUUGCCCUUCUAAAGGACAAGCCUUCAGGUGUAUCAGGAUAAACAAUCAGAAUAAUGACCCCAUUUUAAAAAGGGCUUGUGCUGAGAGUAAAGUGAAUUAUUUUCACCUGGGACUUCCAAGAGAGCUGACCAUAUGGGUAGAUCCCUAUCAAGUGUGCUGUAGGUACGGUGAAAAAAACCAUCCAUUUGUAGUUGCUUCUUUUAAAGGCAGAUGGGAGGAAUGGGAGUUAACUCAACAAAUCAGUUAUGCUGCUAAUAGAGCCUCAUUAGACUACUCCUCUGGCAUGUCCUCUGAUGAAGAAAGUGGUAGCAUGGAAUCUCAGAUCAUCCCUAAAGUCAGCAAUCCCAAGAGUGUCUAUCAGGCUGAAAACUUGAAAUGGCCCUGCCCAUCUUGGCUCUACACCACCAGCCGGAAGAAUGUGGCAGAGGGCCGUUCAGGAGUCCUAGGAAACCGGGUUGCUUAUCAAGCUGCACGUAGGAUCCCCAAGUGCUGCAGGCCUGUCACUGGGCACCGCAGGGACAGGUACCACUGGAUCAAUUCAAACCGAUAAUACUGAGAACAAGGUUGUGGUGUGAGAGCUUAAAGGACAGGCUUUGUCUUCCCUAAAAUGAAAAUGAGUCUGAGGCUCUUGAGAGGCCCAUGAAAUAGAAAAAAAUGCAUAAUGGUGAAUCCUCUCACACAGAUUAAGACUUUGUUCUUAGCUAUACUUU